Arachis stenosperma is the source of this 2169-nucleotide messenger RNA. Its product is annotated as rhamnogalacturonan I rhamnosyltransferase 1. Gene Ontology annotation, cellular component: chloroplast; cytoplasm. The coding region runs from base 337 to 1860 and encodes 507 amino acids. The record is from RefSeq and is a predicted model, not a curated record. Lineage: Eukaryota; Viridiplantae; Streptophyta; Magnoliopsida; Fabales; Fabaceae. Gene Ontology annotation, molecular function: calcium ion binding. The transcript is spliced from 9 exons.
CCUUUUCUCCCAGAAAAAGUGAAUCCAAAUGCAUGAGGCUUCUGUGUUUGGUUGUUCAGAUUUGAUCCUUUCUCUUCACUCUCUUCACACCUUGGAUCUGUGUCCUUUUCCGCCCUCUUUCUGUCAGCUUUCUCCAUAACGCUCUUUUCGCUGCUUUGUUCCCUCAAAGAGCUUCACACUCAGCUGAAACCAAGAUCCAAUUUUGACUCUCACCCAUCGUCAUCCAUUUCAAAUCCCUCUCUGGGUCGAUUUUGAUUCCUCCAAAGGUGUUUUCCUCCGAGUGUGUGAAGGUUAUGGUGAUGAAGGAGCGGCAAUGAGGUGGUUUGUGGCAGAGAAAUGGAGGUUAGAUCGGAGGGUGUUCAGGUGAGGUGCGAUAAGCUUCAAGCACCUGUGAUAGCGAGGACACGUUUGCGGGUUUGGUUUAUUCGAGUGUGUUCAAGCAUUGUGAUUUGGACAUGCCUCAUUCAGCUACUUACAGUCACUGAACUGUGGCGUUCCAAUUUCAUUUCUGGAAUUACAAGUCGAAUAUAUCACAUUAAUCAGCGUCCUUUCUUAGCAGAAACCACUGUUGCUCAAGCCCCUCCACCUUAUCCACCUGCAAGAAAUUAUACAAGUAAUGGAUUUCUAAGAGUGUCCUGCAAUGGGGGCUUAAAUCAAAUGCGUGCAGCGAUUUGUGACAUGGUAACAAUUGCUCGACUUUUGAAUCUCACAUUGGUUGUUCCAGAGCUAGAUAAGAAAUCCUUUUGGGCAGACCCUAGUAAUUUUGAAGACAUAUUUGAUGUCACACAUUUCAUCGGGUCUCUUAGAGAUGAAGUUCGAAUAGUGAAAAGAGUGCCGAAGAAGUUUAAUACUAAAAAUGGAUAUUCCACCCUUAAGAUGGCUCCUAUUAGCUGGUCCAAUGAAAAAUAUUAUUUGGAGCAGAUUCUGCCACAUUUUAGCAAGCAUAAGGUGGUACACUUCAACAAAACAGAUGCACGCCUAGCAAACAAUGGUCUGCCAUUGGAUCUACAAAAACUUAGAUGUCGUGUUAAUUUCCAGGCACUUAAAUUCACUCCUGAAAUUGAGACUUUGGGGCAGAAAUUGAUUCGGAUUCUUCGUGAGAAGGGACCUUUUGUGGCAUUGCAUCUGAGAUAUGAGAUGGACAUGUUGGCUUUCUCAGGCUGUACUCAUGGUUGCAGUUAUGAGGAAGCCGAGGAGCUCAAGAGGAUGAGGUAUGCAUUCCCUUGGUGGAGAGAAAAGGAGAUAGUGUCUGAAGAGAGGAGAUUGCAGGGUCAAUGUCCCUUAACACCAGAGGAGACAGCCUUAGUUCUCCAAGCCUUAGGUUUUGAUAGAGACAUGCAGAUCUACAUUGCUGCCGGUGAGAUCUAUGGUGGCGAGCAUAGACUUGCACAACUGAGAGCUGCAUUUCCAAAAAUUUUAAAAAAAGAAAUGAUGCUGGCCCAUGAUGAGUUGUGGCAGUUCCAAAAUCAUUCGUCACAGAUGGCAGCUUUGGAUUUUAUGGUUUCAGUAGCCAGUAACACCUUCAUUCCUACCUAUGAUGGGAACAUGGCAAAACUUGUCGAAGGCCAUCGCAGGUAUUUGGGUUUUGAAAAAUCCAUAUUGUUGGAUCGGAAGAAGCUUGUAGAGUUGCUUGAUUUGCAUCAAAAUGGAACCCUUCCAUUUGAUGAGUUUUCAGAUGCAGUGAGACGGGUUCAUGAAAACAGAAUGGGGCAGCCAUUUCGUCGUAGGGUGUCAGACAAGCCAAAGGAGGAAGAUUACUUCUAUGCCAACCCUCAAGAGUGCCUCUGUGAGGGGACAAAAUGCGAUGACCUGUUAGGCCCUCGCAACUCCAGUGUAGGAAUGGCAGCUGCACAACUAUGAGUUUGAACUUUGACAAAUGAACUUAAAAAGUUGCACAUUCACACAAGUUCCUCAAGUUCUGUGUUGAAGAAUCCAUAUCAUUGGCAUACUGUCUUAGAAAAUUUAUUAUGUACACAUGAUUUUGUAGGAAAGCACGGAAAAGAAAGUAUUAGCUUCUAAUUCUAUUGAGGUUUUGCAAAAGCUGUAUCUUGAUCUUUUCCCUUAAUUUUUUUACUCCAACCACAGACUCACAUCAAGCAUUGUAAAGUUCAUUCUCAUUACCAUCUUGACUAUAUUUAUAACCGGUAUAGAAGUGUAAUUCAAGCAUUA